This is a messenger RNA of Laetiporus sulphureus 93-53, 1575 nucleotides long. RefSeq lists its product as uncharacterized. The transcript is spliced from 11 exons. The record is from RefSeq and is a predicted model, not a curated record. The annotation marks the transcript as partial. Gene Ontology annotation, cellular component: mitochondrion. Gene Ontology annotation, molecular function: methylcrotonoyl-CoA carboxylase activity; metal ion binding; ATP binding. NCBI's taxonomy places the organism in Eukaryota, Fungi, Basidiomycota, Agaricomycetes, Polyporales, Laetiporaceae.
AGGAAGCCCCACUUUGACAAGAUCCUCAUCGCGAAUCGAGGCGAGAUCGCGUGUCGUGUGAUCCGCACGGCGAAGAAGCUGGGGAUAACGACCGUCGCGGUCUACAGCGAGGUGGAUGCCGACGCACUGCACGUUCGCUUGGCGGACGAGGCGUACUGUAUCGGGCCUGCCGCAUCGUCGGAGAGCUACCUCCGCAUGGACAAGAUCAUCAAAGUCUGCCACCGUAGCGGCGCUCAGGCCGUGCACCCCGGCUACGGCUUCCUCAGCGAGAACGCGCACUUUGCGGAACGUCUCGCGCACGAGGGCAUCGCGUUCAUAGGCCCUCCCGCCAGUGCCAUCGUGAGCAUGGGUUCUAAGAGCGAGUCAAAGACGAUCAUGUCAGACGCGGGCGUGCCAGUCGUCCCAGGCUAUCACGGGGCAGAUCAGGAUCCCGCACUGCUCGCUCAAGAAGCGACUCGGAUCGGCUAUCCGGUGCUCAUCAAAGCCGUGCACGGCGGCGGCGGCAAAGGCAUGCGCGUCGUGCGCUCCGCUGCCGAAUUCGCGGACGCGCUGGAGAGCGCACAGCGCGAGGCGCGCAAGGCGUUCGGGAACGAGCACGUACUGGUCGAAAAGUUCAUCGAGCGGCCGAGGCACGUCGAGGUGCAGGUGUUUGCGGAUGCGCUGGGCGGGUGCGUGAGUCUGUGGGAGAGGGACUGCUCGGUGCAGAGGAGGAACCAGAAGAUCAUCGAGGAGGCACCGGCACCCGGCUUGUCACCGGAGUUGCGCGCGGACCUGAGCGCAAAGGCCGUUGCGGCUGCCAAGGCUGUGAACUAUGUCGGUGCCGGCACCGUCGAGUUCAUCUUUGACAACGAUACGGACAAGUUCUACUUCAUGGAGAUGAACACGCGGUUGCAGGUGGAACACCCUGUCACGGAGAUGAUCACCGGGUUAGAUCUGGUCGAGUGGCAGCUGGAGGUGGCAGCAGGCAACCCGCUCCCUCUCGAUCAGUCGGAAGUCCCGCUGGUAGGGCACGCCGUCGAAGCGCGGAUAUACGCCGAGAACCCGCGCAACGACUUCCUCCCCGACUCCGGGCAUCUGCUCUACCUCUCCACCCCGACGCCCACGCUCACCUUCGCGGCCCCCGUCCCUCCCGCAUCGCGCUCGCCCGCCGAGGCGCUCGUCCCCGUCCUCAGCGGCUCUGCACACGCCGCGGUCGUGCCGUCCGUGCGCGUCGAGCAGGGCUUCGAGGCGGGCGCGCAGAUCGGCGUGUUCUACGACCCGAUGAUCGCGAAGCUCGUCGUGCACGGCCGGGACCGCACGGAGGCGCUGCGCAUGCUCAGGGGCGCGCUCGACGAGUACAGGGUCGUGGGCGUUUCUACGAAUGUGGAGUUUUUGAGGACGCUUGCGGGGCACGGCGCGUUUGUGGAUGGGGAGCUGGAGACUGGGUUCAUACCUGUGAGUGCGUCGCGAAGUUUGUAUGCUAAGUCGGGAGUAGAAACAUCGUGCGCAGCUGUUAGGGUUAGACGCACUCGCUCUGUCUCGCCGUGCUGUCGCCACUGGCAUGCGUGCACGAGACUGCCAGAUGCAUCCACGUGA